ACAAAAUUCCAAUUGCGUCAGGUUCAUGGACAAAUUCACAACCAUUAUAAUCCUGCUGCUAAACGUUUGACUUGGCAAGUUGAAAGAGACUCCUAUCCUUUCUACAACCUUAACAUCCUGUUUCAGACCACCUUAUCUGUCUGAAGUUAUAAUCUACAAUGAAAAACACCUUCCUUUCUCAUUCUCUCCUUGCUUCUUGGAUUGAAAUGAAGAAAUUCAACAAGAAGCUUGAUCUUGCCUUGCUUCUACUUCCUAUAAUCCUGUUUUUGCAACCCAUAUCGGCUAUUGACUUUGUCUUCAAUGGAUUCAAUUCCUCUAGUGUUUCACUCUAUGGCUCGGCCAUCAUUGAAUCUCGCAUUCUUACACUUACAAAUCAAACAUCUUUCAAAAUUGGCCGUGCUUUGUACCCAACAAAGAUACCAACCAAAGAUCCAAAUUCUUCAUUUGUGUAUCCAUUUUCCACUUCUUUUAUUUUUGCUAUGACCCCUUACAAGAAUGUUCUUCCUGGGCAUGGCCUGGCUUUUCUUUUUGUGCCCUGUACAAGCAUUCAAAGCUCUAUUUCAGCUCAAUAUUUAGGCUUUCUGAAUCGUACGAACGGUAACCGUUCAUAUGAUCAUCUGCUUGGCAUCGAGUUUGAUGUGUUUGCAAAUGAAGAAUUCAGUGAUAUGAAUGAUAACCAUGUUGGAAUAGAUGUAAAUACACUUACAUCAAUUAAAGCAGCAGAUGCAGGCUAUUGGCCUGAUAAUUCAAGAAGCAGCAACAAUGAGAACACCAGUGAUGAGGAUAGGAAUUCUUUUAAGGAACAGGAUCUAAAUAAUGGUAAAAACUACCAAGUUUGGAUUGACUAUGAAGAUUCUAUGAUUAAUGUUACUAUGGCUCCGGCCGGCAUGAAAAGGCCUUCCAGGCCUUUAUUGAAUGUGUCUCUUAAUCUAUCUGACGUUUUCGAGGAUGAGAUGUAUGUGGGAUUCACUUCUUCAACCGGACUGCUUGUUGAAAAUCACAAGAUUUUGGCAUGGAGCUUUAGCAAUUCCAAUUUUUCGUUGAGUGAGAGGUUAAUCACUACUGGGUUGCCAUCGUUUGUGCUUCCUAAAGAUCCAUUUUAUCGGUCUAAAGUGUUCAUUGCAGGAGCCACAGUGGGAGGGGUCCUUCUUGUUGUUUCGGCUGCUACAAUUAUAUGGUUUUUGAUUAAGAGAAGACAAAGGAAAGCAAGGGAGAGAGAGGAAAUGGAGGAUUGGGAAUUGGAGUACUGGCCACAUCAGGUUAGGUAUCAAGAAAUUGAGGCAGCAACAAAAGGAUUCAGUGAAGAAAAUGUUAUUGGAAUCGGAGGAAAUGGAAAGGUCUAUAAGGGUGUUUUACCAGGAGGGACAGAGAUUGCAGUGAAGCGCAUUUCACAUGAAAAUGAUGGGAUGAGGGAGUUUUUAGCUGAAAUUUCAAGUCUUGGAAGGUUGAAGCAUAGGAGUUUGGUGGGGUUGAGAGGUUGGUGCAAGAGAGAAAGAGGAGUCUUCAUGUUGGUAUAUGACUACAUGGAAAAUGGGAGUUUGGAGAAGAGGGUGUUCGAUUGUGAUGAGAGUAAAAUGUUGAGCUGUGAAGAGAGAAUAAGAAUUUUGAAAGACGUGGCUUCUGCAUUAUUGUAUUUGCACGAGGGAUGGGAUUCUCAAGUCCUACACAGAGACAUUAAGGCCAGCAACGUGUUACUUGACAAGGAUAUGAAUGGAAAGCUAGGUGAUUUUGGAUUGGCUCGAGUGCACGGGCGUGGUCAAGUGCCUAGCACCACGCGGGUGGUUGGAACCAUAGGAUACAUGGCACCUGAGGUGGUUCGAAGUGGAAGAACCUCAGCUCAAACCGACGUGUUCGGUUUUGGGGUCUUGAUUUUGGAGGUCAUGUGUGGAAGGAGGCCUAUAGAAGAAGGGAAGCCACCUUUGGUAGAAUCGGUUUGGCAGUUGAUGAUGCAAGGGCAGUCACUUUAUGCCUUGGAUGAGCGACUAAAGGCUAGAGGAGAACAAUUUGAUGAAGGAGAAGUAGAAAGAAUGCUUCAUCUAGGCUUAUUGUGUGCAUAUCCUGACUCUAAAGUGCGGCCGACAAUGAGGCAAGUAGUGAAGGUGACGGAGGGCAAUAAUGAGCUUAGUGAGAUUGAAAGUGAGGAUAUGGAUGCAUGUUUGCUACAACAGAUGAAGUCUACGGAUUUUUGGUCGAGUUAUUCUAGCCAUGGAUCGCACCCAACUUUUGAUGAAAUUAGACGAUACCACUCAUCUUCUAUGUCCUUAUCUUGGAGCAAUACUGUAGUGGAGGGUAGGUGAAUCCGCAAUCAGUUGAUGAGUUACGGUAUCUGUUGGUUUUUUUUUGCAAAUUUAUUGAACUAAAAUUUGCCAGAUUUUCCGUGGCAAGCUUGGAAGAAGCUGCAGAAGUUGGCAGGAUCAAGAUCCAAGAGCAUAUAAAAUGAAACAGUGGGGAGGGAGCCUUGAUUUUGAUUUUCAUUUUUUUCUUCAUGAAUGUUUGAUAGAUUGGGACAAUAAUGUAGAGGAGAAUCCUUUCUUGUUUCUGUACAAGGAAUGAUUAGCAUAUUGGUGUGUACGUAAAUACAGCAAAUCCACAGAUGUUUUUUUCCUUAAA
Messenger RNA from Populus euphratica (Euphrates poplar), 2610 nucleotides. Its product is annotated as L-type lectin-domain containing receptor kinase VII.1-like. Lineage: Eukaryota; Viridiplantae; Streptophyta; Magnoliopsida; Malpighiales; Salicaceae. Bases 159 to 2297 code for a protein of 712 amino acids. Gene Ontology annotation, biological process: protein phosphorylation. The record is from RefSeq and is a predicted model, not a curated record. Gene Ontology annotation, molecular function: carbohydrate binding; ATP binding; protein kinase activity. The transcript has a single exon.